AUGAAGUUCACCAAGAGGUACGAGACGUACAUGCGGGGGAUCAGGAGGACGGCGGAGCAGGAGCUCCCCGCCGUGGGGCUCAAGCGCCUCAAGAAGAUGCUCAAGAAAUGCCGCUCCCACCGCACCCCGCACCACAAAACCGGCGCCUCCUCCCCGUCCUCCUCCUCCGACGCCGCCGCAGCCCGGUGCACCGGCCAUUGCUCCGUGUGUGAUGGCAGCUUCUUCCCGUCCCUUCUCGACGAGAUGUCAGCCGUCGUAGGCUGCUUCAACGAGAAGGCCAAGAAGCUCCUCGAACUGCACUUGGCGUCGGGGUUCAAGAAAUACGUCAUGUGGUUCAGCAACAGGCGUCACAAGAACCAUGGGCAGUUAAUACAGCAAGGCAAAGACUUGGUCACGUAUGCGAUUAUAAACGCCGUGGCUAUGAGGAAGAUCCUCAAGAAGUAUGACAAGAUACACUAUUCGAAGCAAGGACAGGAGUUCAAAGCUCAGGCCCAGAGCCUGCACAUUGAGAUACUUCAGUCCCCAUGGCUAUCUGAGCUAAUGGCUUUCUACAUGAACCUGAGAAGAAGCAAGAACAACGAGACUGCGAUGGAGCUCUUUGGUGACUGCUCGCUCACAUUUGAUGACGACCAGCCAACGCUCUCAUGCAACCUCUUUGACUCUAUGCGCGUUGACAUCAGCUUGACAUGUUCAAUUUGCUUGGACCCAAUGUUUGAUCCGGUCUCGCUUUCCUGUGGCCACAUAUUUUGCUACUUGUGCUGCUGCUCUGCUGCAUCGGUGACGAUUGUCGAUGGGUUGAAGUCCGCAGAUCACAGAUCAAAGUGCCCUUUGUGCCGACAGGCUGGGGUCUUUCCUGAUGCUGUGCACUUGGACGAGCUGAACAUGCUACUUAGCUAUAGUUGUCCGGAGUACUGGGAGAAGAGAAUGCAGAUGGAGCGAGUUGAACGUGUUCGUCUGGCUAAGGAGCAUUGGGAGUCCCAGUGCAGAGCAUUCUUGGGCGUCUGA
Messenger RNA from Triticum turgidum subsp. durum (durum wheat), 1005 nucleotides. NCBI's taxonomy places the organism in Eukaryota, Viridiplantae, Streptophyta, Magnoliopsida, Poales, Poaceae. The record is from the annotation of a GenBank genome assembly.